UUGACUAGUUGAAACCUUCUAGCUUUCCAUCUCUUCUCUUAGGUUUCGAAAAUCCCUUUCAUACAACUCUGAAUUCGGUACCCUGACAAUCCUAGGAAUGCAUACAUGUGUUGAGGGAAGUAAGCGUCAGUUACCAUCAUGGAUGAUGCAGAAGGUUGGUGCCACUGCCAUCCAUGUGAGUGACUCUGACAAUGCUGUUGAAUCUAAUUGCUCUAUGAAAAAAGUAGACGACAUUGCAGCUUAUGCAACCGAGAAUGAUCCUAAGAGCAGACCUUCCAGGAGGAAAUCAAACUUAAGAGCCAAGUGUGAUGAUGGAAGCCUCAGUAAGGCUACUCAAAAGAAGAAAAAAAGUGCUAAACCUAUUGAUAGAGAUCAGAGAUCUUCUACAAAGAAAAGAAAAAAAUUAGAGGAUCCGAGCCAUGGUUGUGAUGAUAUUUAUCAAGUUCAAGCAUCUAGUGAUGAUGCUGUGGACCUGACGGUUGAAGAUUUGUUGGUGAUAGCAGAACAGUGUGUCAACGAGUAUGAGAACAAGGAUCGAAAAGAAAUAUCAAGUAGACAGAGUGAAUCAAAAUGGGAAUUUCAAGUUACACAUGAAACAGGAACCACUCUUGAUUCCCCUUGUGAGAAAAGAAAUCCAUUCUACACUAGAAAGGAUGUUUUAUCUAAUUCUGCAUCACAAACUGGUGAAGUAAUUGAUACGAGCACCUCUCGAAUAGGUGAUCCUGCCCAAGACAUGCUGAACCUGUUCUUGGGGCCCUUGCUAAGUAAAACUCUUGAGAAGGAGAAGAGCAAACAUAUUGUUGAAAAUGCCAAAAUUACCCAUGAGUUCACUAGGCAAAGUCAAGAUGAACUUCGUGGAGAAGAAAGAGUCCCCUUAAUGAAGAAAAGAUACACCUUGAAAGAUAAGGUGACAAUGUUUCUUGAGCAAGAUUUGUAGAUUCGUCAAACCCAGCAUAUGCAUAUCACAGCAAAAGCAACCAGUUAUUGUUCUUGCAUGACCUAUAACAGUAGUUUCACACCUGUGAAUCAUUUGAUAAUGUAGUGUUAUCCUAGUUGGGCAAAGUCCUCUGUAAUGAUGUUAUUGUAUAUAGUUCUUUAUAAAUGUAAUCACCAUGCCGGGGGGAUUUUAAAACCCAUCUUGACACUGCCCUUUGGGAUGUUACAUUAACAUUACGAUUAUAUCAUAUGUAGAAGAGGAGCAAGCAAGCAAGCAAAAUGUCUGAGCUUUUGUAUUCUCCAAUGAAGACUUUAUUUUUAAUAUUGAUUGAUGGAAGAAGGAAGGAUGCUUAAAAAUAAUAAUUGAAAUAGUUAGGGAAUAUGGAUGUUUAUGUUUGUUUUGUUGUUUUCCAAGUAGGCCUAAUGGUUGCCCUUAUAAAUUUUGGGGUUUGGUCAGAGAAAGGAAGGCGAUUUGUAAUGGUAGUUGCUGCCUAGAUUGUUCUUUUGUGCCUUUUGGCUGCAGAAAAAAUGCUUGCUCUUUCAUGGAAAA
Molecule: messenger RNA, 1486 nt
Organism: Vigna umbellata (rice bean)
Lineage: Eukaryota; Viridiplantae; Streptophyta; Magnoliopsida; Fabales; Fabaceae
Source: RefSeq, a predicted model, not a curated record